Molecule: messenger RNA, 3345 nt
Organism: Hermetia illucens (black soldier fly)
Lineage: Eukaryota; Metazoa; Arthropoda; Insecta; Diptera; Stratiomyidae
Gene: qua
Product: villin-like protein quail
Exons: 8
Coding region: 737-3295 (852 amino acids)
Biological process (GO): cytoskeleton organization; barbed-end actin filament capping; actin filament severing
Cellular component (GO): cytoplasm; actin cytoskeleton
Molecular function (GO): phosphatidylinositol-4,5-bisphosphate binding; actin filament binding
Source: RefSeq, a predicted model, not a curated record
CGCAUUCUCUGGUCGCUGCAUCGCCUGGAGAGUUAUAAGCGGUCGUGGUAAAAGUCUACUGCCGUGCGCACGUAGGUAACUGCUUAGCUGGGGGAGAGAAAUUACUUUUACUGGGACUUUUCGCCUAAACUGGUCGUCUACCUUCUCGAGCGGAUCGGCCAGUCAUUCAUCUAUCCGCCCGGACGCCAGUCAACGGAACACCUCAGAGCAACGAAAGUGUAAUUGCCGGUGGAAAGUUUGUUAGCAAACUAGUGCGACCUUCGCAAUAGUGCAAACUGGCUUGAGUGGUUGGCACUAGAACGAUAGUGUCCGAGCGCGGGUUUUGGGUUUCAAGCCAAGCUGCCAAGCAAAGCUGGUUAAUUCCGAGAAAAGGUCGCCGAGUACCAGCCAACACUGCUGGUUUGUGAUUUGCGGGCAUCGAGUGACCUCCGAAAUUAUUGCAGUUGAGUGCUUUUUCGCGCGAUGUCAUCGAAUCCGCGAUUCAGUUGAUUUCUGAGCUAAUUUCAAAAUUUUGUAAGGAUGUUUGCAUUUCGACUCUGGAUUUUCAAUCCGUGACUGGUUUAAUGAAAUUCAAUUGACAAAUUAAAAAUCCGCUUGUUUCGAAAGACAACAAAAAUUAUCUCCUUUGUGAAAAUUAAAUUCUAACAACGAACUGUGGCCAAUUAGCGAGGUAUACUCAGCGUGAUUAGAGAGGCUUCCGCGUGAACUAUAAGUGCAAGUGAAAUAAUCGUCGAAAAUGCAAGUUUUGGAGAUACAGCCGAAAGACUUAGAGGAAUCGAAGCAGAGUCUUGUAGAGGUGAAGGUCGAUCCAGGAUUCAGGAAACUGAACAAAAAUGCGGUCUGUUUUCAUAUAUGGAAAGUCGAGCAGGAUCGCAUUGAGCUGCUGCCAAAAGCAUCAUAUGGAACCUUCUACGAUGAUUGCACCUACAUAAUUUAUGCUGCUUCCGUAAAUGGAACGUAUUCGAACCAGGACACCAUUACUAGAGAAAUGAAAUCAUCCGCCAAUAUUGGACGGUUUAUACAUUUCUGGCUUGGAUCGAAUACUACUCCACAAAAAUCUGGAAACGUCGCAUACAAGGUUAUGGAGCUCGACACACAUUUCGAUCAUUUAACCACCCAAUUUCGUGAGUCUCAGGGAAAUGAAAGUUCUCGGUUUCUGUCUUAUUUCAAAAACGGAAUAACAAUCUUGUCCAGUGAAGUAGAACAAACUAAUCCUGAUUGUCGAUUGUAUCGCAUUAGCGGUAGAAAAUGGUCUACCUGCGUUGAGCUGAACUCCGUUAGUUGGGAGCACUUCGGCAGUGCUUAUAUAAUGGUCCUUCAAACACCGAAAUAUGUGUUCCUGUGGAUAGGAAGGUCGAGUAGUUCCACUGAACGUCGUAAUGCAUGGAACAUUGCAACUAAGAUCCAGGAAAAGUUUCGAAUUUCUGAUAUCACGAUAGUAGAUGAUGGUUACGAGCAAUCCAUGAAUGAAGCGCGUAAGCAGGAAUGGAACAGUCAGUUGUGUCUCAAAAAUCGGUUCGUCCAUCAAUCGAGCAAUACGGGUCAAUUCCCAGUUGGUCCUCUCAAAUUAUACAAAUGUGGUUACUUUAAUGGAAAGUAUAGAAUCGAAGAAUUAAAAACUGACGAGCCAGAACAAAACGACCUGAGUGACUCAGAGGCAGCCUAUAUUCUGGAUGGAGCGCUAAAUGGAGUUUGGGUUUGGGUUGGACGAAAAGCGUCCAUUCAAGAAAAAGUGGAAGCAAUGCGUAACGCCAGAGGCUUCGUUAAGAAGAAGAAAUAUCCUUCAUUAACUCCAGUAGCAAAAGUUGUCGAGGGACAUGAGCCGAUUGAGUUUACGCGCUUGUUUCCAAGUUGGAAGUAUUUGGAAAGCAUUCCAUCUAAAAUGUCCAACGUCUUAGGUAAACUUGACUCGUUAACUCUACUGCAAAGACCUAAAAUGGCAGCCGAGACGCAACUUAUUGAUGAUGGAAAGGGCGAAAAGCAUAUCUACCGCAUAACCGAUGGACAAUAUGUUGAACUUCCAAAGCAGAAAAACAUUGCUUUCUUCUCUGGUGACUGCUACAUUCUCCACUAUUUUGUGAAUGUAUCAGCUUCACAAGGGAAUCAAAUGGCUGAAAUCAAUGGUGUGCGAAGCGUUCUCUAUGUUUGGUACGGUCACGAAACCACGGAUGAAAAACGACAGAAAUGCGAUCUAAUGGCUCACGAAUAUUACGCAAAAUUAGGCAAAAACGCGAUGAUGGUGAAGUUAGUUGAUGGACUGGAAACACCACAUUUCCUGCAAAUUUUUGAUGGAAAGUUUGUGGUAUUUUCGGGACCAGGGAUGGGUUAUGAUCACAACAGUUUGAAUUCACUGUCUCCUUCUGGAUUCAUUCUGAAAGUUUCUGGCGAUUCAACUUACAAUUCAAAAGCUGUGCAACAAGACACAUUAAUGAUGCUAUCGCCAAAGGAUUGUUUCGUUAUUAAAUCACACGGUGUAUGGGUAUGGUGUGGCCAAGGAUCUACUGGUGAUGCACGUGAAGUAGCAAAGAAUAUUGGGGGCAUUUUUGGCGAGUACACACUAGUUAUGGAAUCGAAAGAACCCGAAGAGUUCUGGAAGAGUGUUGUUGAUAAAUUCAUUGAAAGAAAAUCCAAUGGAUAUGCUGGAUCCAUUUCACCGAUUGACAAAUCAAUAGUAAACAUUGAUAAAUCUCGAGUUGGACUUUAUAUUGCCUAUGUGGAUCAUGGCAGUAUAAUUACCAAAGAUAUUUUAGGUUUUGAACAAUCUGAUUUAACCCCUGAAGAUGUAUAUCUAUUGGACGUUGGAAAUAUGAUUUUCAUUUGGCUGGGUGCACUUUGCACUUCAGGUGACAGUGAAUUGUGGUGUUGGGUAAUGGCUCGUGAUUUCUUACAAAAUUACCCAGUUCAUAGAGAUGAAAAUAUUGCGAUUGCUCUCAUUCGGCAAGAAUAUGAACCGAAUAUUUUCACAGGAUUUUUUGAUACAUGGGACCCAGACUAUUGGAAGAAACAUAUAUCAUUUGAUAUGAUAAGAAAAGGUCUUGAGUCGUAUGUGUCGCCUGUUGCAAGUCUGCAGAGUUCAGUAAACGGAGAGAGCGAUUUUGAUAAACACCACAAGUUUCCGCUAACUGUACUACAACAGGAAGCCGAUGCUUUACCAGCUAGUGUAAAUCCCACAAGAAAAGAGGUUCAUCUUACACAUGAUGAUUUUGUUUCUAUAUUUAAUAUGAGGUUUACGGAAUUUGAAACGCUUCCAGGCUGGAAGAAACAAGAAUUGAAAAAGAAGCAUAAAUUGUUUUAAAUUAGUAGUUAUUUGUAUUUUGAAGUAAAUAAAGAUAUGUAUGCGAUAUA